This is a messenger RNA of Trachemys scripta elegans, 6592 nucleotides long. RefSeq names its product LDL receptor related protein 8 (gene LRP8). The record is from RefSeq and is a predicted model, not a curated record. The coding region runs from base 243 to 3008 and encodes 921 amino acids. Gene Ontology annotation, molecular function: calcium ion binding; protein binding. NCBI's taxonomy places the organism in Eukaryota, Metazoa, Chordata, Testudines, Emydidae. The transcript has 19 exons.
GUAUUGCCAAUCCCCACGUGGCACCUGGUCUCCCUCAGUGCACCCAUUGGGCAUGCACAGGUCUGGAGUGCACAGACAGAGCCCGCCCAGCGAGGAACGUCACAGAUUCGGGUUACAAUGAACACACGCUGGAGGAAGCGGCAGGGCAGCAGCCGCCAGUAAACACUCCGUUAGCGAAGGCAGUGAGCCCGGCUGCAUGCAAUCAGCACGCGAGGCAUUAUCACACGGAAGGAGAGACCGCAAUGGGCCGCCCAGGACUAACCCGGCUGCUGCUCUUGCAUCUGCUGCUAAUCAAGCUGCACACGGGCAAAGGCGCCGCAAAGGAGUGCGAGGAGGACCAGUUCCAGUGCCGGAACGAGCGGUGCAUCCCCGCCAUCUGGAAAUGCGACGAGGAUGACGAUUGCUCGGACAACAGCGACGAGGCGGAUUGCCUGAAGAAAACCUGUGCAGAAUCAGACUUCACCUGCAACAAUGGCCACUGCAUCCCAGCCAGGUGGAAAUGUGAUGGUGAAGAGGAAUGCCCUGACGGGUCUGAUGAAUCAGAAGCGACAUGCACCGAACAAGUGUGCCCAGCUGAAAAAAUUAGCUGUGGAGAUUCAAGCAACAAAUGUAUCCCAUCAUCCUGGAGAUGUGAUGGGGAGAAAGACUGUGAAAGUGGACUUGACGAGGCUGGUUGCACUACUGUCUGUUCUUCCAGUGAGUUCCAGUGCAGUAACAAGACCUGCAUAGCCAUGAUCUUUGUGUGUGAUGGCGACAACGACUGUGGCGAUGGCAGUGACGAGAGCAAGUGCUCGCCCCUCACCUGCAACCCUAACGAGUUCCAGUGCAACAACAGCGUGUGCAUCCCUGAGCUCUGGGUCUGUGACAACCAGCCCGACUGUGAAGACCACUCAGAUGAAUCGAUGGAGAAGUGUGGCUACAAAGUCAAGCCUCGGGUGCUGAACGCCUGUGCAGCCCACGAAUUCAGGUGUGGCAAUGGGGAGUGCAUCCACUUGAACUGGAAGUGCGAUGGUGACGAGGACUGCAAAGACAAGUCAGACGAGCAGGAUUGUCCACUGGUGACCUGCCGCCCUGAUGAGUUCCAGUGUGGGGACGGGACCUGUAUCCAUGGAGCAAAGCAGUGCAACAAGGUACACGACUGUCCUGACAACAGCGAUGAGGCAGGCUGCAUUAACGAGUCCACGUGUGAAAGCCCCAGGAAGUUUCAGUGUAAAAAUGGAGAGUGCAUUGAUGGAGUCAAAGUGUGCGAUUCACAUAGAGACUGCAGGGAUGGGUCUGACGAGCCUGUGAAAGAAUGUGAACAAAAUGAAUGCUCCAUCAACAACGGUGGGUGCUCACACAUAUGCAAAGACUUGAAGAUCGGUUAUGAAUGUGAAUGCCCUCCCGGAUACAAGCUUCUGGAUAAAAAAACGUGUGGAGACAUAGAUGAAUGUGAGAAUCCAGACGCUUGUAGCCAGAUCUGCAUUAAUUACAAGGGGGACUACAAAUGUGAAUGCUACGAGGGAUACGAGAUGGACACCCUGUCCAAGAACUGCAAAGCCGUAGGCAAGAGUCCAUACCUGAUCUUCACCAACCGCCAUGAGGUACGCAAGAUAGAUCUGGUGAAAAGGGACUAUUCUCGCAUCAUCCCCAUGCUGAAGAAUGUGGUGGCUUUGGAUGUGGAGGUGGCAACAAACAGGAUAUACUGGUGUGAUUUGUUCUACAGAAAGAUAUACAGUGCCUACAUAGACAAAGCCAGCGACACAGCCGAGCAGGUGAUUUUGAUAGAGAGUCAGCUGAACUCCCCCGAAGGCCUGGCGAUGGACUGGGUUCACAAGAACAUCUACUGGACAGAUUCGGGCAACAAAACCAUCUCUGUGGCCACUGCUGAUGGAAGCAAGAGGACGACACUUUUUAGCACUGACCUAAGCGAGCCCAGAGCCAUUGCAGUUGAUCCGACACGGGGAUACAUGUACUGGUCUGAUUGGGGAGACAAAGCUAAAAUUGAAAAAUCUGGCCUGAACGGUAUGGAUCGGCAAGUGCUGGUAACAGACAACAUUGAGUGGCCGAAUGGCAUCACACUAGAUCUGCUGAAUCAGCGUCUCUAUUGGGUGGACUCCAAGCUGCACUUACUUUCAAGCAUUGACUUCAAUGGCGGCAAUAGGAAAGUUCUGAUCGCUUCUGCUGAUGACCUGAGCCACCCUUUCGGAGUAGCUGUGUUUGAGGAUAAGGUGUUCUGGACUGACCUGGAGAACGAGGCAAUCUUCAGUGCAAACAGAUUGAAUGGCUUGGACAUCUCCAUUUUAGCAGAGAAUCUCAAUAACCCUCAUGAUAUUGUGGUCUUCCACGAGCUAAAGCAGCCAAAAGCUCCAGAUUCCUGUGAGCUCAGCUCCCAACCCAAUGGAGGCUGUGAAUACCUGUGUCUUCCCGCACCCCAAAUCUCUCUCCAUUCCCCCAAGUAUACGUGUGCCUGUCCUGACAACAUGUGGCUGGGCCCUGAUAUGAAGAAAUGCUACAAAGAUCUUCCAGCUGCCUCAACAACUGAGCCAGUGUCAACCAUCACCACUACUAUGAUUUCCGCCAUCAACCCAGCUACAACUAGCAACGUCAGCAAUGCCAGUAGAGAGAGCUCAGGAGCUGUAUCACAAUUCUCCAUCACAACCCCAGGUGUUGGCUUACCCACAACCACAUCCAGCCUAAUAGGCACAAAGAUCAUGACACCUGGAAAUAGGAAUUUAUCCCAGCACUAUGCCAAUGAUGGGCAAGGUUUUGGAUCAACUGUUACAGCAGCCAUUAUUGGAAUUGUAGUUCCUCUUGUGGUCAUUGGUUUGCUGUGUAUGGGAGGGUACCUCAUCUGGAGGAACUGGAAAAGAAAGAACACUAAAAGCAUGAACUUUGAUAACCCUGUGUACAGGAAGACAACAGAAGAAGAGGAUGAAGAGGAAAUCCAUAUUGGGAGGACUGCACAAAUUGGGCAUGUCUACCCAGCACGUGUUGCAUUGAGCCUGGAAGAUGAUGGGUUACCAUGAGGACCAAGUCGCUGCUCUAGUCCCAUACAAUGGAAUAAUAUGCACUGAACAGAUUCACUUUGGAUCAUGGAACACCCCCACCCCUGUCCUUUUCUUCCCUCUAAUUAAUUACUAUUUAUGUUGCAGAAGGGUAACCACAAAGUUCUAAUGAACUGCAAACAUCCAAAGGAUGUGAGAGUUUUGUAUGUAUAAUCUUUUAUACACGUUUUAACUUGUUGCACUACCCAUACGUGAUAGUGAAGGGGCUACGGCUCAGCUACUAACCCAGUAUACAUAACCUGCCGGGUUCAAUAGCUAGGCGUCAUUUUAAAACUAUAUUUAUAGCAGUUUUGUAAAUAGGUUGAACAUGCUUUGUGGCUAUCCAUCAACAUAAGUAAAAAAAUGCUAUACAAGCAGUUUAGAAUAUUUAUUAACAAAAUUGGGAUAUAAGAUUUGUUCUGUAAAGAGGGGUGAGAGUAUUUAUUUUUUGUAUGUUUGGCUUGCUGUGCAUAUAUCUAUCUAGGCUAGAUAGAUAUAUAGACAUAUACAUAUAUACAUAUAUAUACAUAUAAAUAUAUUUUAAAACUACUAGCCCAAGUCUAUGGGAAUUAGGGGGGAUUAAAUUCUUAAGGAAUGUUUAUGGAAAAUUUGCUUUGAAGUCUAAAGCCAUUGGAGUAAGAAACAGCUGUACACUAGGAUAAUCAAUGAUUCUGUAAAAUGAAUGAAGCACUCCCGUAAUGAAUUUCUGCUGUCAAAAUGGUUUACUUUGUAUUUCAAGCCCAGACAGAUGUACUGGCCAGGACUCAGGCACUAGCACACUUGAUUUCCUUUUUUAAAAAAAAUCUUUACAUCAAAAAUGUCUUCAUACAGUAACUUUUCUUCACUUCAUGUAUCUCACACAGAAGAAACUCCUAUUAGGUUUCAACAUGGCUUUAUGUCAUGGCUGUCUCCAUGGGGGUUAUUUGGUGUAGGAUUUUUUAAGAAAACCUAAAUCUGUCAUUUUUUUCUCCUCCAUGGGAAUCUUGUUUACAGCUUAUAAAAAUUGAUUAUUUUCUCUGUCUGGUAAUCGUAUAUCAACUCCCUGGAGAUAGCUCAUCACAAAAAUCUUUCCUUAAUCCUUUUAUUGCUGUGCUGCUAUCGAUUGUUAACGCCGUUAAAAUGAAUGAAGUGUUAGGAAGCACAGAGAUGCAGUCCAACUUGCCAUACCUGGAAUUCACAGCAGGUAUAUUCCAAGUGGAUGUAGCUGGAACAUCCAGCACUGUAGCAGUGCAUUCACCACAGCAGGUUGUCCGUGGAAUGUGGAUCAACAGGUAUGGGGUUAAAGAAAAAAAUGUCAGCAGACUGCCCUCGAAUAUACAGCUCUUGGUAGGAUGGCUGAAAAGAUAAUUGGAAAAAAACCCAAAACAACCCAAUCCUGACAACAGGUCCCCAAACUGUGGUGCGUGCCCCUCUAAGGGGGGCGUGGCAGAGCCCAGGCCAGCACCCACAGGAGACAGGGAGGGAAUGCCAUCAAGCUCCAUUCCUGGCCCCACUUCCAGCCCCCAACUGCGCUCCUGGGGGAGGGUGCAGACCAUUGGGGGACGGGGCAGGGCAGAGAGUUUGGGGACCACUGCCUUACAAUCACCUGUUCCUAAAGCUGAGCAACUAUGGGACUCUCAUACGAGUCCUAGAUGAUCUGGCACCCCGAGGCUAUUCUCUACAAUGGGAACAAUGGUGGAUGUGAUGGACAUCAUUGUCCCUGGCAGGAUAUUGUGACACUAACACAUAAGUGUCAUGAUUUCUAUAGCAUUAGAAAGAGUCGAGGAAAUCUUACAUUCUAUUUAUUUAUUUAUUGGCAGUGCAUGUUACAACCCACUCUAGUGAAGAGUUCAGUGUUACUUUGCUAAUUCUUGGCUUCAUGGUGUUCUGGUAGGGGGAAAAUGCGGAGUGACAUCUCUCAUGCCCUGCGAGGUUUCCCUAUUCCCACAUAACGAACAUCUUGCUUCCUUCUAUCACCCAAUCAUCAUCAGGUAGCAGGAGAGGUGAAAAUAAUGAGUGUUUAACCUCUCAGUUUCAGGCAGGACCACAUUUUCUCCCCCCCUUGCUGGCUGGGCCACAGCAUCAACUCUUAAACAGAAACAGCCCUUUCUCCUAAGCCAGGCCUGGCCCAAGUUGCACCAGUAGCCUCCAGCUAGGGUAAGGAACCAGGCCCUCUCCAAGCAGCAAUUCCCACCCAAACUGUCUGGUAGAGGGCACUGAGUGGUGCAAAGCACUCUCUUCCCCAUCAUCACUGUUCGUCAUGGAAAACAUUACCUUGACUGCAUUCCUGCACUACUUCCUGCUCCUGGGAACGAAAUUCAUAUUCUCCCACUUGGCACAGGUCCUCUCUUCUCAUGUUAAUCAGAUGCAAAAGUUCAAGUGAUUUAUUCUCUUUGGGCAGUUUUCUGAAGUCACCAUCCCAUAGCUGCCAUGUCUCAUUUCAAUAUCCAUAUGUUCCAACUCCCAGACACCUCUCCUGCUGUGUAUGAAGGAUCCAGUUCUGUUUGUUAGAUACAGAGCACCCACUGUUCCAAGGGAACGAUUCAAAAAAACCUAUUAGAAUCAAUGGAAGACUUUUCCAUUGGCUUUAAAUCAGGCCCUAACUGAUUUUAGUGGAAGAGGAGGAGGCUCAACCUCUGACAAGAGGUAUUCAGCACCUCUGUGGAUUGGGUCCUAAAUCUGAAACUGUGCAAUAGGGUGUAGAGUAACCUGUGUUGCGUUUAUACAUGAAUCACAGCUUAUGGAAGACCAAAACAAAAUCUGAAGAUGGGUGUUGGGCGGCGGGAGGGAUUCACACAGUUUAAUGUAGGAUUAAAGUUUUGGUACAGGAGUGCAAUGUAGGAAGAAAAUGCUACACUAUGCAUCAUGGAAACACUAUAUACCACAAACUAUUUGUACAAAGGAACUAGGAAGUUAAACCUCAGUUCUCAAAAUCUAAAGGAGGCGGCUUGAUUACUUAAAGAUCAUUAAGGGAGGUGGAGAAAUGUGAUUCUCAGAUUUCCAAUUAUUAUUUUAAUCUGCAAAGUUCUUCUACUACAAGUCCAUGCACUGUGUGCAUGAAGGAAAGAACAAAAACUGAGCUGUACAUGUGUGUGAUAACACUAACAACAAACUGUAAAUAUGUUUGAAGGCUCUAAAUUUUGAUACUUUUUUUAAAAAAUAAAAAACUGUACAAAUGUGUGUAUAAAAAGCAGCAUUUUUUUCAAACCGUUUUAAAUUAAUUUGAUGUCCAGUGCUGGUUUCAAACUUUACAGAUUUGUAACUAAUCAAAAGAAGUCAGCCACCAAAUGUGUUUUUUAAAUAAAUUAUUUUAAAUAAACAAUGUCCUAACAAUCCCAACUGUUAACACUGUAAUCAGUUCUGAUCUCUGUCUUGUCAUAAUGAAGUUCUGUUAGAAUGAGUUCUUGCUUGGUGCCUUUUGUGUUUCAGUUUUCAUUUUAUGGACAAAAGAACUGCUGGAGGGGGGGAGAAUAUGGUCUGUAUAUCUUUUGCUGUACUUACAUAAAAAGGAGUACUGAAAACCAAAUGAAUUCAUUUGUAAAACAGUGCACUGUUUCUAUAGAGAGAUUAAAUUUUUUUAUCUGGGA